GUGAUAUUGGAAAUUACUAUUAUGGACAAGGUCAUCCCAUGAAACCUCAUAGAAUCCGCAUGACCCAUAACCUGCUGCUAAAUUAUGGCUUAUACAGAAAAAUGGAAAUAUAUAGGCCCCACAAAGCCACUGCCGAAGAAAUGACAAAGUACCACAGUGAUGAGUAUAUCAAAUUUCUGCGGUCCAUAAGGCCAGAUAACAUGUCUGAGUAUAGUAAGCAGAUGCAGAGAUUUAAUGUUGGAGAAGACUGUCCAGUGUUUGAUGGACUCUUUGAGUUCUGUCAGCUCUCUACUGGUGGCUCAGUUGCUGGGGCUGUGAAGUUAAACCGACAGCAAACUGACAUGGCUGUUAACUGGGCUGGAGGAUUACAUCAUGCAAAGAAGUCAGAAGCCUCAGGAUUCUGUUAUGUUAAUGAUAUUGUGCUUGCCAUUCUUGAAUUACUAAAGUAUCAUCAGAGAGUCUUGUAUAUUGAUAUAGACAUCCAUCAUGGCGAUGGUGUAGAAGAAGCCUUUUAUACGACAGAUCGGGUAAUGACUGUAUCAUUCCAUAAGUACGGGGAAUACUUUCCUGGCACAGGAGACUUGAGGGAUAUUGGUGCUGGAAAAGGCAAAUACUAUGCUGUUAAUUUUCCCAUGAGAGAUGGUAUUGAUGAUGAAUCAUAUGGACAGAUAUUUAAGCCUAUUAUCUCCAAGGUGAUGGAGAUGUACCAGCCCAGUGCUGUGGUCUUACAGUGUGGGGCAGACUCACUCUCUGGUGACAGACUCGGUUGUUUCAAUCUCACAGUCAAAGGUCAUGCUAAAUGUGUAGAAGUUGUAAAAACUUUUAACUUGCCAUUGCUGAUGCUUGGGGGAGGUGGAUACACAAUCCGCAAUGUGGCUCGGUGUUGGACUUAUGAGACUGCCGUUGCCCUUGACUGUGAGAUUCCCAAUGAGUUGCCAUAUAAUGAUUACUUCGAAUAUUUUGGACCGGACUUCAAACUGCAUAUUAGUCCUUCAAACAUGACAAACCAGAACACUCCAGAAUACAUGGAAAAGAUAAAGCAGCGAUUAUUUGAAAAUUUGCGCAUGUUACCUCAUGCACCUGGUGUCCAAAUGCAAGCUAUUCCAGAAGAUGCUGUUCACGAAGACAGUGGGGAUGAAGAUGGAGAAGAUCCAGACAAGAGGAUUUCUAUUCGAGCAUCCGACAAGCGGAUAGCCUGUGAUGAAGAGUUCUCGGAUUCUGAAGAUGAAGGAGAAGGAGGCCGUAGGAAUGUGACUGACCAUAAGAAAGGUGCCAAGAAAGCCAGACUGGAGGAAGAUAAGAAGGAGGCAGAGGACAAAAAAGCAGAUGUUAAGGAAGAAGAGAAAUCCAAGGACAAUAGUGGUGAAAAAACAGAUACCAAAGGAGCUAAAUCAGAACAGCUCAGCAAUCCUUGAAUCGGAGUCACCAAUUGCAGAAAAUUAUUAGAAAGAGAAAAUAUUGGGAGGAAAAUGUUUUCUGUUUGAAGACUUCUGGCUUCAUUUUAUACUACUUUGGCAUGGACUGUAUUUAUUUUCAAAUAGCUUUUUUCAUUUUUGUUUUUCUUGGCAAGUUUUAUUGUGAGUUUUUCUAAUUAUGAAACAAAAUUUCUUUUCUCCACCAUGCUCUCGUAUGUCAUAGUAUUUAAAAUUGAUGUGAGUUAAUAUGUCAAAAAAACUGAUCUAUUAAAGAAGUAAUUGGCCUUUCUGAGCUGAUUUUUCCAUCUUUUGUAAUUAUCUUUAUUAAAAAAUUGUACUUGGAUU
Molecule: messenger RNA, 1760 nt
Organism: Carlito syrichta (Philippine tarsier)
Lineage: Eukaryota; Metazoa; Chordata; Mammalia; Primates; Tarsiidae
Gene: HDAC2
Product: histone deacetylase 2
Exons: 13
Coding region: 39-1415 (458 amino acids)
Molecular function (GO): histone deacetylase activity
Source: RefSeq, a predicted model, not a curated record